AUUUCUCCUUAAUUAAAUAGUUUUUAUUAUAAUGUUCAUCAUCCAAUUCUCUCUUAAAAAUAUUAUCAAAUAACUUCUUACAAUUCUCUUUUGGUUAUGACCUAAAAAUAUGAUACAAAUAAGAUCUUUUAUAAAAGAACAACUAUCAAAAAUUCUUUUACAGUUUUUCUGGUUUUAGAAAAGGAUAUUAAUAUUACAUAAUUUCUUAUAAUUAUGUUUUUUCUAGGAUUUAAAAAAAUUAAAAAACUAUCAAAAAAUGAUUUCGGGUUAAUAUUAACAAUUUUUAAAGUUUACUUUUUAAAAAAUUAAUUUUUUUCAAUAUCACUAAUAUUUUUUCAAUUAUAUUUUUUCUAGAAUUUAAUUUUAAUAACUAUUGUACUUGUAGGAUUUUAUAAUUCGGUUUUUCUUACAAGUUUAUUUUUUUUUUAUAAUUCUCUUUGUUUAAUAUCUUUAAAAUAUAUAUACAUUAUAUAUUAUUUAAAAAAAAUGAGAAAAAUUACUUUCAAAUAGCUUUUUGCAAUUAUUUAUUUGUUUAGAAUUAAGAAAAUGAAAAUUACUAUCAAAUAUUUUUAACAAUAACAUAAGUUUAAAAGACUAUGUAGUAGUAAUUUUUUUUAAAUCCUUAAAAGAACUGUAAGAACUUUUUUGCAAUGAGAAUUUUAUUUUUCUAAAUCUUUUUUAAAUCCUAUACAAAAGACAAUUGUAUCAAAUUUAUUACACAUGUCAUAAUAUUAAAACAAAUAAUGCAACGAAAAAUUCUUUUCAAAUAGUUUUUUUUUAAAUUAUUUUCGGUUUAGAUUUUUUUUUAAAAAAAUUAAAAUUAACAUUUUAACCAUAUAUAAUGUAAAAUAUUAUGUAAUAGUAAUUUGCCUUUUUUUAAUCCUAAAAAGAACUGUGACAGACUAUUUUUGUAAUGAGAAUUUUUCUUUUCUAAAUAUCUUUUAGAUCCUAAACAAAAGAAAAUUGUAUCAUAUAUUUGAAAUCGUAUAAGGAAAAUAUCCUAUGAUAGCACUAAAAAAGUUUAUGUCACAUAUAUAGACUCUAAGAAUCAAAAUGACCAAAAUGUUUCAUUAAAGAAGCAAAUGUACACUUAUACCUCUAGGAUUAACUAAUUCAAACAUGAAGGUUUAGAGUUAAGGGGUGGAGAUUUGGGAUUGAGAAUUAAAAUUUUAUAAAAUAAAAAUAAAUAUUUAAAAUUUGAAAAAAAAAAUUUAAAAUAGUUUCAAAAAGUAUUUUCGAAUUAUAAAAAGAAAAGAAAUUAAAAACAAUUAAAAAAGUUCGAAUUUGAAAACAUAUAAUCUAAAACUAUAAAAAAAAAUUAUUUUUAAAUUAUUUUAAUUUUUUUUUAGUUUUUUUUUAAAAAAUUUAAAUUUUUUUAUAUAUCUAGGGUAUUAGGGACUUUUUACUUAUUAAAUGAAACAUUUUGGUCAUUUUCUCCUUGUGAUCUAUUUUUGUGUUCAAAACUUGAAAAUUGUCUAUUUAGGAGAAUUACCUAUAUCAUAAUCUUAAAAUUUUAUUGACAUAUGUCGCAAUUAUGUUAAUUAGCAAUUUUGAAGAACUAAAUUUUAUAUAAUAAGAUCUACUUUCUCAGAAAUUUGAAUGACUGAAAAAUAUUUUCUGAAAAAAAAGCCCAAAAACUGUAAACAAUUAACAUCUUAUAUUUACUAAUCAUUUACCUUGUUUGUUUUAUUAGCAGCUCACAAGUGGUAGACUCCCUAUAUCUGAAGCCCAUUACACAUUCAAUGAUUUGUAAGCCCAAUUCUGACAAUAUAUAUACAUAGAUUUAUAACUUUGUACAAGUUAAAUAAAUCUUAUUCAUAUACACACAAACAAAACCCACGACCGGUCCUCGGCAAAGCCUAACGAAACAUUAGUAUUAGGCCUCCAAAAAUUUUGGAAAAAAUUAUAUAGAAAAAAACUCCCAAAAGUAAUUUUUUAAGCCUCCAAAUCUACCAAAAAAAAAUUAAGCUGAAAUUUUUUAAAAUCCGCCAACAGCUCCCUAAAUUUUAGGUUCGGCUCUGACAAAACCCUAAUGCCAUUGAUGGAGAAACCAGACAAUAGGGAGAUGGAUUUGCUCACAGAUGGAUUACCACCAAUCCCUAUCCUAUUGACGAAGAUACCAAAGAUCAGUGGAACGGAAUCGCUGCUAGAGGAUCUGUAUGCGAUUAUACUAGCCAAGUUACCACUAACGAGCAUAAUCACUUUCAAACGGGUUUGCAAGCAAUGGAAAUCACUCGUUGAGUCUCCUUUUUGCCGCGAUCUUUAUCUGUCUAUGCACCAAAACUCGUAUUAUUCUUCUUGGUCGUUCAUGUGUAGAGGUUGCGAGACAGAAACCAUGGCUCACUACGGAUCCGAUAACUGGUGUCUUACCCGUUCUCUCGGUUCUUACAUCUCGUCUUUUCUAGCCGAAAAGUUCGAGAACCGAGAAGGUAGAGUCGUGGCUUACACCGAUGUUGGAUUGAUAUUGAUUUACGUAGUCACGAACCAAUCUUUCUACGUGGCUAAUCCUGUCUCAAGGCAAUGCGUAGAGAUCCUGCCUCAUAAUCAUGCAAUGGAACGUUUUUGGAUAUUGGGGAUUGUGACUCGAACUGAGGACGAAGUCGUUUUGGGUUACAAAGUUGUUUUGUUAGAGAAGAAGAAGAACUUUACUAGUUUCUUGAUAUAUUCAUCUGAGACCGGCUCGUGGAGUCUUGAAACUGUUAGUUUUCCUUUCACUUUCAUCGCUCAGGAAUUUAACAAUCCCAUUAGCCUGAACGGAAAGCUUCACUGGCUCGCUCACAAUCCGGAGUAUAAAGAUUUUCUUGUAUCCUUCGAUUUCUACCCUAGUGGAGACAAGGGUUCUGAUCGAUGUCGUGUUACACCUUUCCCUGACUUAGACAAAACAACUAAAUUCAAAAGAGCUUGCACAACUUGUCAAGGGUUUCUCAUGUAUAUUAACAUAGUCUCUGUAGCCGAAGUUGAUAAGCUGUGUGUAUGGAGGCUAAAGAGCGAAGGAUGGCAACUAGUAUCUGAAAUCUCUACUGAUAUUGUAACGGCUGGUUUUGAUUAUAUUCCGUUGGGGAUGAAUCCUUUUGAUGAUAAACUAGUGUACUUUUGGAGGGGAAACAUGGAGGGCCAAGAUUUGUUGUCUAUUAACUUACACAUUGGGGAGUUUAUGGUCCACGAAGAGUUGGAACGUAGCAGCGACGGUCGCGUUCUGAGUUCCGUUGGUGGUCCGAGAGAGAUAGAAUACAUAAAGGAAACAUUUUAUUCCUCGUUCGUUCUCCCGAGGUGGCUGCAUCCUUUCCCGAACUAGGUGCGAGUUUAAAAUAAAAAUAAAAAAAUAAUAAUAUAUAUUAUGCAAAACUUAACCUGUUUCUUUCUCUUCUUGAUAAUUACUGUUGUUUCCUUAUGCAAGAUGAAGAAGUUGUCGGAUGGUGUUUGCUAGAAAACUCUUAUCAAUGAAUCUUGUAACUUAUUUUACUGGCAAAUUAUACCCAACUGGGGAAGUUGUAAGAGAAAACUUUCAUUUGGAUCGCUAUUUUUAAAGUAUUUUUCAAGAGAGACCUUUAGAAGUAGGGUUAAUUUGCUGAAUAACUAUAUUGGAAAAAAUAUUAGUUUUGUAGUAAGAGGAUAGAGAGGGGGUGCUAUGGUUUGUUGGUGAAAUAUAGUUUUUUUCAGUUAUCAAAUUUCCCUUAGAAGUAUCAUUUAAGAUUAUCAACGGCAUAAACUUCUGGAUUCCCCCAACUUUUUGCUCGUUCCUACCAGUGUUCAGCAGUCAAUAAAAUUUGAUAAGUUGAUGAUUUGUUAAAAAAAUCAAAUAAGAGAAAGAAAACCUUCGUAUCUAUAUCUAGGAAAAAACACUUGCAUAGGUCAACAUUUCUCUGACUGAAUAAAAUAAAUAGCUUAGUAUUAUCGCUAUCAGUGCACUGAAGAAAUUUAGAGAAACAAGGAGUGAAUAAACGGAGGAAUAAGAUCACGAUAUUUUGGUUAAGAAAAGAUGUUGUACACUCUUGAAACCCAAAAUAUUAUGGCUGCAACUGGAAUGCUGCCAUUUAGCGAAAUAAAAUUGUUUGGAAUGCUUCUGAUUCCAUAGAAUUCCUUAAAAUAUUCAUGAGUUACAAUGAAAUGUUGUUUAUAACAAUUUCACUUAUACUAUUUUGGAAUUAAACAGAAAAAAAUAUUUUUAAAAUCUAUUCGAUUUAUUCAGGAUCUAAAAAUUUCUUGGAUCAAUGGAAUGCAUUAUUCCAUCAAUAAAGUCAGUUUUGAUUCCACUUCAUCCAUCAUUCCAUUUUUUUUUCUAUUCCACAGACAAUCAGUCAUAUUAUUCAGCAGAUUCCAUGUAGAAAAAAACAGUUAGCCUAUAUGUUAAAUUAUUUUAUUUUAUUUUUUAAUAUCAAAUACAUAAAAAGUGGGUUGAAUAUAACUGGUAUGUUGGUGUGAUAUAUGCAAAAAAAAAUGUAAAACAACAAAAAGUAUAAAGAUAACUACUAGCACAUCACAUAUAUAAACAAACUAACCACUAGUUAUGAGAAAAGAAUAAAUACUAAGGGGGCGACUGGUUUUCCCGUUACCACCUGCAAACGCAGCUUUUACGGUUGGUAGCGGUUGUCGGUGGUUUGCAACAAUCACUGAAAUCGCUGUAAACCGUUUCAAACCGCUCUGAAUCUCAUAAAUUCAAAAGCUGGCUCCAGCUAGCGUUUGCGGUUGCAGGCCGUUGCGGGAGGGUAAAUUUAUUUUUGUUUUUUAAAAAAAUAUAUAUACAAAAGUAAAAAUAUUU
Molecule: messenger RNA, 4759 nt
Organism: Brassica rapa (field mustard)
Lineage: Eukaryota; Viridiplantae; Streptophyta; Magnoliopsida; Brassicales; Brassicaceae
Product: F-box protein At3g28330-like
Molecular function (GO): protein binding
Source: RefSeq, a predicted model, not a curated record